AUGGUGAGAAGUCCUUUCUUUGACAAGAAUGGAUUGAAGAAAGGUUCAUGGAGUGAUGAAGAAGAUAAUAAGCUGAGAGCUUAUAUCCAAAAAUAUGGCCAUUGGAACUGGCGUCAACUCCCCAAGCACGCAGGUCUUUCUCGAUGUGGGAAGAGUUGCAGAUUAAGAUGGGUGAAUUACUUGCGACCUAAUGUGAAACAUGGGAACUAUAGCAAAGAAGAGGAAGAUAUGAUCAUGAAAUUACAUGACAAACAUGGAAACAAAUGGUCAGUCAUUGCAACACAUUUACCAGGAAGAACAGACAAUAAUAUAAAAAACUACUGGCACACUCGUCUUAAGAGACGUGUGAAACCAAAUCCAAUGUCUGAAGUAACUGCUGAAUCAAGUGUAUCUUCUCAACCUGAAGCAAAUCAGAAAGAGAAAUUUCAUGAAACUUCCCUAAGUGAAGGCAACAAGGAGAGAGAAUCGAAACUCGAAAAUGAUGUUGAUGAUGCUACAUCUCACCAUCCUUUGGAAAGCACCCCUAUAUCCACAAAUUUAAGAAGCACCACUUUGGCUACGGAAGAUAGGAUUUCCUUCCAUUCACUGGAAUUUUUCGCCGACCCACUUGGAAAUUUCUGGAGUGAACCCUUUUUGGUUGACACGUUCUACGACCAACAUUAUUACUCACCAUCUUCAACAGAGGGAGGGUAUAUGCAUCCAUACAUGUUUUACAACAAUGAUGAUAUUAGUUAUUUCGAACAAUUGAUGCUGUAAUGCCCAUAUAUGGCGUGUUUUUGUGUUAGAUGUAUAAGUUGUGUCUAAGAGAUUGUCAGAACCUUAU
Messenger RNA from Ilex paraguariensis (yerba mate), 823 nucleotides. The record is from the annotation of a GenBank genome assembly. Lineage: Eukaryota; Viridiplantae; Streptophyta; Magnoliopsida; Aquifoliales; Aquifoliaceae.